Molecule: messenger RNA, 2159 nt
Organism: Rosa rugosa (rugosa rose)
Lineage: Eukaryota; Viridiplantae; Streptophyta; Magnoliopsida; Rosales; Rosaceae
Product: F-box/LRR-repeat protein At3g48880-like
Exons: 3
Coding region: 1090-2019 (309 amino acids)
Molecular function (GO): protein binding
Source: RefSeq, a predicted model, not a curated record
CUCUCUCUCUCUCUCUCGCUCUCGGAUUUUUAGUCUGAUGCCUAUCUUGAUCGUUUCAAAUACAUACUUAUUGUUGCUCUAGAUUAUAUGGGAUUUUUCUUGGUCAAAGUGAUGAAGUUAACGUUAAAAAUAAUAAAUCUUGGAUGCUUGAUGCCUGAUCCAUGUUUUAUUUUUUAUUUUAUUUUUUUGUCGAAGAAAAAUUGGUGUGGAUUUUUUUUUUUGAAUAGUGGAAAGAAUCUCUACCAAUGUUUUAUCGGAGAAAAAUCUGUUAUUUACUAGACCAAUAAUUGUAGGCAUUUUAUUAAGUGAACAUUUACAAAAGUAGACCUUAAUUUUUACUACAAAUACUUGAUAAAAGUUGACACAUAAUUAUUUUUUUCAAAAAGUUUUCUCAUAGGGAAGUGAGAAAUCCUAAUACCCUAAAAUCGGUCUUUUCUGUUUCACUAUUCAAUCUCGUCUGGCGGCGCCUCGACCGGUGCUGGCUCCGGCAUCGCCGUCGUCUUGGGUUGCUGCCGGACGGGUAUUUGAUCCAAUUCGGUCCGAGGUUUGUUCAUGGAUGGCUGCGCUUUGGAUUUUUUCUGGCUGCAUCUCAACCAGCGGCGGGGGUGUGCUAAUCAUGACUAGUGGGAUUCCGGACGGCGCGAGUUGUGGCGGCGUGUUUCAGGUGUGAGCUGUAGGUGACGUGAGGCGUGGCGGUUUGGGUCGCAGUGGUGAGUGGCUGCAGCGGCGUAGAUCGUGGCAGAGUGGGUCGAAUUGUGCUACUGUGCUUAUGGCAUAUGGCAUGUCGUCAGGAGAGCUGGGCAUGUGACAUACGACAUGUCGUUGAGGGUGAUGGGCUGGGGACAGACCAGCUUGAUGGACUCUGAAGUUUAAACUAUUCCUUUGGAUGCUUUGGGCUUGCUAUUUUGGGCUAGGGUUUUUCCCUAGGUCUCUACUAUGUUUUAGCUUGUAUUUUACAAUAAAUUCCCUGUUUUUUCAGGAACCUAAGCACUUAUGUGCACUCAAUGUCUCUCUAGCGUCUCUGAAGUAAUAUCGAAUGAGGAUAUUCGCUAGUUCUACGUAUUGAAUGUAUAAUGAGUAGGACUAUAUAUGGAUCAACGAAGAUGGGAGGACUUAGAUAAGGACUGUUUGGUGAAAGUGUUUGAGAAAGUUGAUAUGGAGUCGCUACUCUUGGAUAUUCCUUUUGUGUGCAAGUCAUGGCACAAAGAAACACUAAAUCCUUCUUGCUGGAAAAGUCUUAUCUUUCCGGAAUUUGAACCUGAAUUUCCUUAUGAAUUUGAUUAUCCAAUCCAUGAAAGAUUUGUUUCUGAAUUUGGCCUUGAUAGCAAUCGUGUCUCCGAAACUGCCUUUAUAAAGUUUGUUGUCAAUCGUAGCCAAGGAAAGGCUGUUUUUCUCAAGCUACCUGGAUUCUCUACCGUAGAAGCCUUUGAAUAUGUUGCAGAUGCGUGCCCUAACCUUGUGAUUUUGGGUUUACCAAGAUAUUUGUUGUGGAAAAAAGACAUUGAUCUCGAAUCGAUUGGCAAGUUCAAGUACUUGUGUAUGUUGUCAUUGGGCAGCUGCGAUAAAUUGGACAGAGUUCUUGCAGUAGUCAGCAAACGGUGCAAGUUGUUUUCUCAUUUAACACUGUCUAAUGCCCAAAUUGGUAAAGAAGAGGUUAUGGCAAUUGUCAACUUAGUCCCUGAUAUUAAGCACCUGAGCUUGAAUAGGGCACAAAUCGAUCGGGAUAAUCUUAUCAUAUUACUGAAGGGUUGCAAAAAACUUUCGUUCUUGGAGGCCAAGGAUUGCAUUGGUUUCAAUGAGGGUGAUGAUGAAAUAGCAGAGCUGGCUUCUCAUAUCAGUAAAUUUCGCUGUGAAGGAUCUAAAGAGCGCAUUGAAUUUCCAUUUGAUUUUUCUGAAUUUCUUCUUUCAUCAUUAACGGAAGAUUCUGUCAUAGAUUUUUCAAUGUUUGCAGAGGUUGAUGUAGAGGCAGAGGUUGAUGGCGAGGGAGAGGGUGAUAUUGAAGAAAGUGUUGAACCUUGAUUGAGCUCUUUAUAUUUGUUGAUGUUGUUAUAUAUGUGUGAUCUUAUCAGAUCCAAAUAUUGAAGUUUUCUUCUUAGCCUAAUUUAUGUAUUGGCGUAUCCUAAACCUAAAAGCUGUGGUAUCAAUUUUCUUGGUCUGUA